Effrenium voratum is the source of this 1398-nucleotide messenger RNA. NCBI's taxonomy places the organism in Eukaryota, Dinophyceae, Suessiales, Symbiodiniaceae. The record is from the annotation of a GenBank genome assembly.
AUGAUUGUGUAUGAGGCAAAAGCAUGGACACUCUUGAUGAUCCUCAGAAUACGAGGAUCAGUGUUUCCGAAGGGUUUGCGCUGGGCGGUGCCGAACGCCAUAUUUGCAGCCCUGCUACAUGAUCUGCUUCGAAGGUUUGCACCAGACCAUAACAGCAACGGCUUGCCGGACUUUGCGGAGCAAAUGGAUGGUGUGGAGGUAAUGUGGUCCGGCUACACCUUCGUCCUUGGCUUCCUAGUUGUGUUCCGGAACAACCAGGCAUACUCCCGCUUUUGGGAGGGUGCGACGUUGAUCAGUCAAGUCCGUGGUGAGUGGUUCAACGCCGUUUCAUCUCUCUUUGCCUUCGCCUCGCGGAAACCCGAGAAGGCCGAGAAGGUCUUGGAAUUCAAGCAGCUUCUCGUUCGCCUGGCAAGCAUGAUGUACUGUGCAGCACUACAGCAGGUGUGUGACACAGACGCUGACGACUCGGUAGAGAUCCUCGACACGGAGGGCAUCGCUCCGGGCCAUUUAGAGUUCCUGCUGGAAGCGCACGACCAAUGCGAGGUCCUUCUUCAGUGGGUUCAGCAGCUCAUCGUGGAAUCUGCAGAUGGAGGAGUCCUCGAUGUGCCUCCGCCGAUUCUGUCUCGAGCGUUCCAGGAGCUCUCCCGCGGCAUUGUGACAUUAAACAAUGCGCGGAAGAUCAAGGACAUACCUUUCCCGUUUCCCUAUGCGCAGAUGCUGGUUUGCAUGCUGACAGUGCAUUGGGUAGUCACGCCGAUGCUGGCGAGCUUGGUGGUGGCGACCUGGUGGUGGGCUGCGUUUAUGUCCUUCCUGGUGACAGGAUCGUUUUGGUGCCUGAUGUACAUCGCCAUAGAGAUCGAUCAGCCCUUCGGUGCUGAUGCCAACGAUUUGCCCAUCAAGGAGAUGAUGCGGGACUACAAUAGGAGUCUGCUAUCUUUGCUCCACUCUGCAGCUCAGAAAGCACCUUCCUUCUCAUCAAUGCCAAAGAGUCCUAUGUUCGUGCAGAGCAAGGAAGCCUGCCUGACAUUUUCGGCGCGAAAACGGCUGAUGAGUUACAGCGACGGCGCCCUGGACCGUCACAGCAAGCGUAGUCUGCCUUCUGUCUUCACGGCGGUGCCGUCGAUGGAAGUUCCUAGGCCAUCGACGCCGGAAGAGAGCUGUGCAAAGCCUGCCAUUCCGGAGGAGGGGGCAGACUGUGAAAAGCCUGGUGAAGAUGCUGACAGCAAACCUGGAGACGAGAGAAUAGCAAUCAAAACUGAUCAGUUCUCUGUGCCGGAGGAAAAUCCUCCCCCAUCAGCCCAGCGGCCAGCAGACAGCGGAGUUCAUAAAGCAGGUUUCCCUGGACGGGAUCAGCUUGCCACAGGAGCAACCGACGUAGACGCCACAGGCAUGGCUUGA